This is a messenger RNA of Macrosiphum euphorbiae (potato aphid), 747 nucleotides long. The record is from the annotation of a GenBank genome assembly. NCBI's taxonomy places the organism in Eukaryota, Metazoa, Arthropoda, Insecta, Hemiptera, Aphididae.
AUGCAAUUUUUGUACCGAAUGAGAGAUCUGGCUAUGCAGGGUUCGGUGCAAGACGAUUCCCUAAUUGAUUAUGUUAUAUCUGGCAUUCAAGAUUCCGAAGUGAAUAAGACUGUACUCUAUGGGGCCACCAACAUCGUAGAGUUUAAGCGCAAAUUAGAAGUAUAUGGUGUGAUAAACCAGCGAAUAUUGGUUGAAGCUAAGAAUAAUAUUAAACCACAUGGACACCGUUCCGAGCCGUAUAACCAGCUUAGACCUUCACAGCUAGUUGAUAAGUCUUUACUGCGCUGCUAUACGUGUGGGGUCAAGGGACAUCUGUCUCCAGACUGUCCAGAUGCAGCUAAGGGCAUCAAAUGUUUUGCCUGCCAGUCACAUGGACAUCGAGCAGCCGAUUGCCCAAAUGCAGGUCGGCGAAAUGAGGACGGGCCACAGAUAUAUCAAGUUAAUAGUUUGCCAGCUGAUAGCCGAAUUUUUAAGUUGGUCAAAGUCCAGGGUGUGGAUACUGCCGCACUGAUCGAUACUGGUUGUGAUAUGAAUAUCUGUCGCCGUUCAUUCAUGAUGUUGUUAUCUCAAGAAUCAGCAGUAUCUGCCAAAGUCAGGUUGAAUGGACCAGCUGGUUCCUCAUUUUACACCGAAAAAAUGUGUGCUGUAGAUUUGUCCGUGGAUGGAAAUGCGUAUCACAUAGAUUUAUAUUCUGUGUCGGAUGAUGAUGUUUUGUGUGACUUGAUUAUAGGGAGACACCUAUUCUAA